Molecule: messenger RNA, 4590 nt
Organism: Hansenula ciferrii
Lineage: Eukaryota; Fungi; Ascomycota; Saccharomycetes; Phaffomycetales; Wickerhamomycetaceae
Product: E3 SUMO-protein ligase
Exons: 2
Coding region: 1-4590 (1529 amino acids)
Biological process (GO): protein sumoylation
Molecular function (GO): zinc ion binding; SUMO ligase activity
Source: RefSeq, a predicted model, not a curated record
AUGAGUCAGCCAGGCGCUGGUCCAAUAACUGAUCAAGAAUACAAUAAUAUUCUAAAUUAUAUCAACUCUUUGCGGCUUAGUGAUUUGAAACUGGUAGCUAGAGCUCUUUCCGUUGCACAAGCUGGUAGGAAAGCUGAUGUUUCUGAUAGAAUUAAAAGAUAUUUACAAAUUGGUAAAGAAAGUGGUGAUGUAAAUAGAGUACGAGCCAUUGGGAAAAUAGUGGAAAUUGCAUUUAGACAAGAAAAUGUACCAAAUUAUGAAACCGUUUAUGGUUCAUUAAAUUUAAUGAGUCCAAGAUCAUCUCAAUCUAAUUCAAAUCAACAAUUUAAUACAUCACAAGAUUCACUACCCAGAUCCCAAACUAAUCCAAGGAAACCAUGGUUAUUUUUCAAAGAAAAUCCAUUUUUCGUUUUGAAAAAAUUAGUUACUCCAAAUGCUGGUGUUUGUUUAAAAGCUCCAAAUUCAAGAGGUACAGGUCAUGUAUCAUUUCAAUUAAGUGAACAAGAUUGUGAAUUAUUAAAACAAUCUUCUAAAUUUAAACUUUUUUUACUUUGUGGUGCUUAUGAUAAAAAUAAACCUUCAACUGAUACUGUGGUUGAAUUCCCACAACCACUGGAAAUUCAUUUUAAUGGAGUUCAAAUAAAAGAUAAUGUUAAAGGAUUGAAAAAUAAACCAGGUACUGCAAGACCUGCUAAUUUAACACCACAUAUUUCACCUCCAAAACAUCAAAAUUCACUGAAUAUGGUUUAUGCUUUCACUAAGACUGAUUAUUUAAUUUUUUGUUAUUUAAUUGAAGAAGUUUCACCUGAUAAAAUUUUACAAAAAAUUCUAUCAAAUCCUCAUAUUGUUAAAGAGAAAACUUUAAAAGAUUUCCAAAAUGAAGGUGAUGAUGAUGAUAUUCAAGAAGUUUCAACAAGAUUAUCAUUAAAAUGUCCAUUAUCAUUCACAAGAUUUAAAUAUCCAGCUAAAUCAAUCGCAUGUAAACAUGUUCCAUGUUUUGAUGCUUUAUCAUUUAUUUAUUUACAAGAACAAGCAUCAACUUGGACUUGUCCAGUUUGUUCAAUACCUGUAAAAGUUAAAGAUAUUGCAAUAGAUGAUUAUGUCAUGGAGAUUAUGAAAAAUACAAGUGAAGAUGUUGAAACUGUUGAAAUUGAUUUAGAUGGUUCUUGGAAACCAAUUUAUGAAGAAGAUGAAGGUCCAAACCAUAAAAAACAAUCACAAGGUCCAGGAUCAGCUUCACCAAAUGAUCAUAUUAAACAAGAAUCUAAAAAUGCUUCAAAAGCUCCAACUCCUGCUAAUGAACCAGAAAUUAUUUCUCUAGAUAGUGAUGAAGAUGAAGAUGAACAACCAACACCAGUAUCAGUUCCAACUCCAGGUCCUCAACAUAGACCUGUACCAGAGGCACAGCCAGCUCCACAACCAGCUCCACAAUCACAGGUUCCACCAUCAACAACACCAAAUAAUAUAAAUAAUAAUCAAGCUCAACAACAACAAGGUGCACAUCAUAACGUUCAACAGCAUCAACAUCAACAACAACAACAACCUCAUCAACAGCAAGCACCUCAACAGCACCACCAAGGAACACCGUCCCAAGGUCCUCAACUUCAGACAUUUCAACAUCAUGUACCUCAACAACAACAACAUCAACAGCCUCAACAACAGAGUCAAUUAUCUCAUCAGAAUGCUCAACAACAACAUCAAGCUCCACGAUCUCAAGCUCCUCAGCUUCAAACGUUUCAACAUGCGGGACCUCAACAACCUCAACAGCAACAUCAACAACAGCAAGUACCUCAACAACAUCAAGUACCUCAGCAUUCUCAACAGCCUUUUCGAGCUCAAGUAGGUGAAGCUCCUGCACAAGCUCAACAUCAACAUCAACAAACUCAACGUCCUGCGCAGACUGUUCAACCUGCUCAAUCUACUCAACCUGGUGAAUCUCAGCUUCAACAUCAAAAUAAUAUAACAUCUAGAGUUAUUCAGGCUCCUACAGGUAAUUCUACACACCAGAAUAAUGUUGUCUCAAAUAAUAAUAAUAAUGGGAACCAAAGCCCCAAUAAUCAAUCCAAUGCAUCAAGGAUAUUACCACAACCACAAUCAGAUAUUCAAUCACAACAGUUACCACCAUCAGUUCAACCUUCUGCUCAACAACGUCAAUUUGAUAUACUGAGCCAUUCACUUCCUCAAAAUCAAGUUCCCUUAUCACCUCAAUCACCUUCUAAUAUUAAUUCACCACAACAAGCCCCUGUACCAUCAACUGUUUUUAGAGUUCAAAGUAAUCCUCAACACACUCAACAGCAACACAAUCCAUUGAUAAGAAAGGCACCACCUCAAUCACCACCAUUGCAAAAUAACGCUGCUACUAUAAAUAAUACUUCAUUAUCAUCUCCAUUAGCUCAUAACACUGAAACUGCUCCAGCUCAAUCAACUACACAAUCGGGAUCUCCAGGAUCAAGUGGUCAAGCUUCAACCAAUAAUGUUAACUCUCCACUGAAUCAAGCUCCACAAGUGAAUAACAAUGCUCAAAUACAAAGGAAUGGUGAUAGUUCAUCAUCAGCAGCAUCUCCAUUGAACGCUCAAAAUUCACCGGUUCAAACUACUACUUCAACUUCACCUCAAAUUUCUGCACCUCGACAACCUACAAGACCACUGGACAUUUAUGAACAAGAAAUGAAAGAACUUGAACAGUUGAAACAAAGAAUCCAUAGAGCUGGUAGAACUCCAAUUUCAAGACCUAGUCCAUCUUUACCACCAGCUUUACCACCUCAUCAAAGAUUUGAUAGAUUAUCUACAAAUCCUCAACCAGACCUGUUUAGACCUAUUAAUCCAAUGCAUACCCAACAUGCUUAUAAUCAACAACGUGGAGGUCUGAGAGGUUACUUUCAAGGUCCUGCACCUUCAUUAUAUGGAAAUCAAGAAUUCAAUUAUUUGAUGAAUACUGGCCCACAGAACCAACAGCGUGUUGAUACACAAGGACAAAGUACUCAUCAAUUUAGUGUUAAUCAAACUUCAAGAGCAACAUAUCCUUUACAUGGUGCUCAACAGCAACCACAGCAACAUCAACAACCGCAAGUCCAUCAACAACCAAAUCAACAGUCACAAAGACCUCAAAUACCAUCACCAUUGAAUGUUGCAGAUGGAAGUAAUGGUUCAACAGUUCAAAACCAAGCGGCUAGAAAGCUGCCAGAUCUUGCACCUAAGGUUAACAAUACACAAGGUAUCAAUCAAAGAAGAGUUUUGUCAAAUCCAGAUCAUUCUUUAGGCCAAACUGCUCAACAAUCAUCUUUAAAAGCUAGUUUGGAUGAUUAUCAACAGAAACAUGGUUUGAAUAGAGCUAAUACUAUUAAUACUCCUCCAAAUUACGGCCAUCCAGGUGCUCUACAAAAUGUUCAAAAACUGAGAGAAAAUUUGAAUAAUAGACCAAGUGUUUCAAAUUCAAAUGGUCCAGUAUCUAGACCUGAAUCCAGAGUUCAAGCUCAAACCAAUGAAUCAUCAAAUCAAGUACAAAAUUACCAAUCUCAUCAAACUGAUGAUUUAGCUAAGAAAGUUGACAGUGCACCAAUCUCCACAAGUCAAAAUCCAAGUUCAGAGCCUAAAACUCAACCUCAACAACAACCUCAACAACAUAGUCUUCAAUCUCAACCACAACCAGUUCAAGCUAACCAGCCUAAUGAACAACCUCAACCAGCUCAAUCAUCUCAACCAUCUGUACAACCUCAACAAAAAGAUCAACAACAGCAACAACAAUCAAACCCUCAGGAGACAAGGAAGUCACCACAAAUUAGAAGUUUAUUUGUUGACCCUGACGCUGAAAAGAUAGAAAGCUCAUCAUCUGCUACAAAAGUUAAUAGCGCUCCUUUACCUUCCGUUAAUAUACCAAGCUGGUCAAAUAACAGUCUGUUAAGAUCAAACAGUACAGCUUUCUCACCAUCUAGAUUUGCUCCACCACAAGACCAAGGUAUUAACUCUACUGGUAAUUCAAACCCAGCUUCAUCAAAUCCAUCAAAUAAAUCAAGUCCUCAUGUUGCAAAUGCCACACCAACUUUAUCUGGUAACCCAACUCCAACUCCACCACCUACAACCAGCGGGAUUUUGGGUAUAAGUGUUGAUACCAACAGUCUAUUUAAAAAGAAGGCUGAUAAUGUCAUUAAUAAUCAAUCAAAUCAAAUUUCAAAAUCACGUACUAUGCCUAAUGUUUUCCUUCCAUCAAAACGUCCAAUGUCUGGAGAGAAGAGAAAAGUUUCAAAUCAAAGUGCUCCAGAAAAUGUUAAAAGGUCACAACAACAAUCACCAACUAUUCAAAAACCAUCACAACAAUUACCACCAGUACAAGGAACAACAUUAAAUAACCCAUCAGCGCCUCAACCUAACAUCGCACCAAACCCAACUUCAUCUUUAGCACAAUCACAUGAACCUAAAUAUCCACAAUUGGCAAGAGUGAAUUCAACAGUAAUUGAUUUAACUAGUGAUGGUGAAGAUGACGAUGAUACACCUCUACUGAAAAGAAACAACUAUCUAAAUACUCCAGUGGUUGAUGAUGAUGAUAUACCAUUGCUGCGCAGAAAUGAUAGACCUCCAAAUAGGCCCAAUUAG